AUGAUUGCACAGCCCCCACGCAAGGUACGUGUUACCCCCAUCGUUCUUCGCGAUGCUUCGAGAUGGCGAGGCGUAAAUCACAAGUUUAUUUCUUUGGGCAUCAAAUUCGAACUCGCGGUUGUCGUCGAUGCAGGAAUCAGGAUAAUUCCCAAGUCCGAGGAUAAUUACCACAGGAUUAUUCGUCUCUUCAGGGAGGAAGAGGUGCCCCAUCACACUUUCCCUCUACCCUCGGAGAGGAACAUUCAUGCUGUAAUCAGAGGAGUUCAUGCGACACUUUAG
Acanthoscelides obtectus is the source of this 279-nucleotide messenger RNA. Lineage: Eukaryota; Metazoa; Arthropoda; Insecta; Coleoptera; Chrysomelidae. The record is from the annotation of a GenBank genome assembly.